Vigna angularis (adzuki bean) is the source of this 1633-nucleotide messenger RNA. RefSeq lists its product as uncharacterized. NCBI's taxonomy places the organism in Eukaryota, Viridiplantae, Streptophyta, Magnoliopsida, Fabales, Fabaceae. Bases 451 to 1470 code for a protein of 339 amino acids. The record is from RefSeq and is a predicted model, not a curated record. The transcript has 5 exons.
UUGGAAUCUUUGACAUAAUAUUAAGAAAGAUAUAUCCAUCGCCACGUUCUCCUUCAGUGGUUGCAAUUUGGAGAGAAAGGAAGAAAAGACAGAUAAGACUCACAUAUAGAACCCGACCUUUGAGCCUGAAAUGGCUGUACCAGAAGCUCCAACAGUCACUGGGCCCACCCUUCACCACCAUUCUUAACCUUUAACCUAAAACUCGUCACAAAUUAUGUUGCCUGUUUUUUCCUCUCCUCAAGCACCCCUUUUUAAAACCAUUUUUGUGCCAUUAUUUGGGGACACACACAAACACGAAGAGUCUACUCUUCCCUUGUCUGAGUAAUAAUUGAAUAUCUCUUCCCCCCAUUGACAACCAUAAUUGCAACUCAUUAAAGUCUCACCUUACCUAUCUCAUCAUUUUCAUUCAUCCUCCUCCUGCACAUCUACAAUAUCUCCCUUUAUCAUAUAAUGGCUAUUCUCCCACCAUCACGUGACACCCAUCACACCAACUGCAACAUCGUCAACGGACCAGAUUUAAAGCCACGCCUCAAGCUCAUUCCCUGUGAAUUUCCAUCCUUCACGAUUUCACUCCCCUGCUCCACCCACCCACACACCAAGCACACCACCAUGCUUCAAGACCAACCCAAAUCAGAUUUCUCAGGCAUUCGUUCCCAUCAUUUUGAUUCGCUGUUGGACUCAAAUACUUCGCCCCAGUCAACGUUCUCGUCUACUUUGAGCUCGAUUCAGGGGAGUCCUGAAGGUUCCUCUUCUGCUUCUUCCCCUUCUUAUUCUUCUCAGGAACCGUCGCCUACCGGACAUGAAUUUUGUUGGGAAAGCGACUAUGAUACGAUGAAGAUGUUAGAGAAGAUGAAGCUGGACGAAAGGGACAGUUCCGAAUACCAUCCUGGUUAUGUGAAUCAGAGGUUGGAGACCUCAAAUGUUGGACUCCAUUCACUCCUUCAGGAACAAAUUCGAGCUAUUCAAUUGUCUGGGAUCAGACAAGAGGAGAUUCUGUCUCAGAAGCAAGACCCAACAGCAUAUGUAGGAAAAACUCAAAGGCAGAUAUCACAGCAAUUUGAAAAGAAAGGUAAAGGAGUUAAUGUCGGGUAUGAUUACGAAAGAAGGAUUCGUCCACCAUGGCAGCAGGGUCGUUCACACCAGCAAACUGGUUCGAGAGGCUCGUCAUAUUCUGGGACUGGUGUUUUCUUGCCCCGUGGAGAAACUAGUGCCCCGUUGGAGUCACGUAAGAGACCAGGUAAAGGAUGCACCGCGGUUCUGAUACCGGCAAGAGUAGUGCAGGCUUUGCAAGUCCACUUUGACCAAAUGGCUGCCACGUGUGGGCCUACUAAACCUUCUGCCUUCCCUCCCCUGCAUGAUGUUUUAGUAAGUACCAGUGAUGGCAUGUAUUCACUACAGAACCGUCAAUCACAAAACCAACAGCAACAUAUGCAGAAUGAGAUGCUUCUGCCUCAAGAAUGGACCUAUUGAUUACUAAAGUCACAGACCAAUUUGUAGAUUGACGUGCCUUCCAAAGUUUCUGCAGGAAAACAAAGAGAGAUUGAAGACAGAUCAGUAAAUGGGAAAUUCUUCUUACAUGGAUUCAAUGACAAGUUAACACUGAUAUUACGCAUUACAGAUAUAGUUUUCUCUU